AUGAGCCGCCUCGCUACGCCUCGAGCGAGUUCUUCGCUCAAGGCAUUACCGCCGUCCGGCUAUCUGCACAUACGAUCUUUGGAGUUCAUCCUCUACUUUCCGGAGGAGCGAGCACGAGGAGACUGGCUCCGCACCCUCGACCGUAUCAACGACGCAGGCGGACUCGACCUGCGGUUUGUGCGCAUCUGUUUCUGCAAUUACACGCCCAGCUGGGAGGCGUGGAAGGCCACCACAGUCCGGGACCGGUCGGGCGGUAUGGCGAUGCUGAGACGCUUUGUCGGGGAGCACCUAUGGUCGUUCCCUUGA
Anthostomella pinea is the source of this 306-nucleotide messenger RNA. The record is from the annotation of a GenBank genome assembly. Lineage: Eukaryota; Fungi; Ascomycota; Sordariomycetes; Xylariales; Xylariaceae.